This is a messenger RNA of Papaver somniferum (opium poppy), 1833 nucleotides long. Its product is annotated as golgin subfamily B member 1-like. NCBI's taxonomy places the organism in Eukaryota, Viridiplantae, Streptophyta, Magnoliopsida, Ranunculales, Papaveraceae. The record is from RefSeq and is a predicted model, not a curated record. Bases 90 to 1415 code for a protein of 441 amino acids. The transcript is spliced from 15 exons.
UUUCUAAAUUUUCUCAGAGAGAUAUGAAUAAGAGAAGAAGCAGAAGCUAAAACAAGAUCUCUCCCCCUGUCUCUCUCUCUCUCCAGAAAAUGGCGACUUCGAAGUUCUUGUUGUUAACGAUUCUGUUCACAUUAGUUUUCGUAAUCAGGGCAGAUUCUGGAGUUAAUACUUAUGAUCAUGAAGUAGUUGUUGAUGAUUCUUCUUCAUUGAGAAUCGAACUAGACCAACUUAAGUCUAAGAUCUCUCUUCUAGAAUCGAGUAUUGAAGAUAAGACCAAGGAAUUGAAAGGUAAAGAUGAUAGUAUAUUACGUUUGGAAGCUGUUAUUCAACAGAAAUCAGAUAGUAUCAAAUCAUUACAGACUGAUGUUAAAUCACUUCAGAAAAAGGGUAAUGUGGAGACUGCAGAGCAGGUAGGGAAGGCGCAUGCUCGUGCAGGCGAACUUGAGAAGCAGGUUGAGAAAUUAAAUAAGGAAAUUGAAUCUCAAGGUGCAAAGAAAAGUGCAUUGGAAACACGUGCAAUUGAAGCUGAGAACAAAUUGAAGGACUUCAAUUUGAAGCUAGAGAAUCUUGGAAAGGUUAAUGAAGAUCAGAAAAGCAGAAUUCGCAAAACUGAACGUGCACUUCUAGUUGCAGAGGAGGAGUUGAUGAGGGCAAAGUAUGAAGCCUCUUCAAAGAUGAAAGAGUUGAUGGAUGUUCAUGCUGCUUGGUUUCCACCAUGGCUUGCAACUCAUUUGGUUCAUACUCAGUCCUACAUUGUAACAAACUGGAACAAACAUGGGAAACCUGCAUUGGAUGUGGCAAUUGAAAAGGCCUUGGAGAAAAAAACCCAGGCUCAGAAGUGGGCCGAACCUCAUGUGGAGUCAGUCAAAACUAAAUUGGUCCCUGCUCUAAAAGAACAGUGGGUGACAGUUACCACCCACGCUGAACCACAUGUGCAAACUUUAACUACCAAGACGGUCGAGGUUUAUGAGUCAUCUAAGAAAACCAUAGCACCACAUGUUGAAAAGGCACAGAAAAUUGUAGAUCCUUACCUUCAGGAAGUUAAGAAGAUCAGCAAGCCGUACAUUGAUCAGGUUGCCACUGCAGCCAAACCACAUGUCGAUAAAGCACGGAUUGCAUUGAAGCCCUACACAGCACAAGCCGUUGUUGCUUACACGGAGUUCCUUAAAUCUGCCACGACAUACCAUCAUCAGGUCCAAGCUACUGUCCAGGAAACACUAAAUAGGCACGAGAUAACUAAACCACUUGCAACAAAAGAGCUGGUGUGGUUUGUGGCUUCUGCUUUGUUGGCGCUGCCAGUAUAUGUCCUCCUUAGAUUCUGCUCAUGCAUCUUCUGCAAGAAGGGAAAGAAACCUGCUCGGAACACCCAUACAACUACACGUCGUAGGGCUAAACGUGCGCAUGCUGACAAAUAGAAUGCUAAAUAUAGUUAAUACUAUGUGUUUUGCAUAUUAAAUUCAAGAGGAGGGAUGUCAAUGCUCACAGGAAUUUCAAAAGCUGUCGGUGUACAUCGUGGGGAGCAUAUACAUUGUAUUUUUCACCGAAACGAAAAUCAGAUGUUUUGAGUUUUAUGCUCAAACCUACUUUUCAUGUGAACAAUAUGCUCCAGUUCUCACAGAAUUAACUUUAUACCCGAGCAGUGCAGUCUUAGAAAAAUUUAUAGGAUUAUUACUUGGUCAUGAAUUACUUCCUCGAUGUGUAUUGUUUACUUCUUUUUCUUCCCCGUUGUUUUGUUAAAAAAAAAAAACAUAGUUAACUGCUCUUCUCGAUGUUACUUGUUUGGUUUCAAUACUGGAUCCUUUUUUCCCCAGUUUCAUUAUAGUUUCCCAUUCA